AUGCUGCGCGAGCGGAUUCGUGGCUUCGCCGACACGCUGGACAAGCAGCGACCGCUGAGCAAGGACGAGAUGGAAGUCCUUGCCCGGGGCAUUCUCUCCGAGUUGAACCUGCCGGAAGGCUUCCUCGGGUGGACGAUGGUCGAGUUGGCUUCAGCCUUCUGGCACGAUCAGGUGGCGGCCGUUCCGCCCGAGCGCCGACUGUUCUUGCUGCCACACUGUUUGAAACACGCCGAAGGUUGUCCGGCCGACUACGACGACUACGGGCUCGAUUGCCGCCGCUGCGGGGCCUGCAGCAUUGCCGACUUCCGUACCGAAGCCGAAGACUUGGGCUACAAGGUGCUCGUGGCCGAAGGUUCGCCCAUCGUUCUGAAGAUCAUCGUCGGCGGUUAUGUCGACGCGGUGGUCGGCGUGGCCUGCUUGAACGUGCUGGAAAAGGCUAUCGAUAAGAUCCUCAUGGCGGGCAUCCCUUGUGCAGCGGUGCCGUUGCUGUCGAGCGAUUGCCGCAACACCUCGGUCGACGAAGAUUGGGUCGCCGAGAUGAUUCGCAUUCCACACAAGAAGCCGCAGGUGCAGACCCGCAGCUACAUCCACCUAAUGCGGGCCGCCGAGAAGCUGUUCGAGCCAAGCGAACUCGAUCGUCUCGCACCACGACUGCGAAGCAAACCGGCCGAAAGCGAAACCAAAGCUCCGGCCACGCUCGACCCCAUCGCCUCGACCGAAGCCAUCGCCUACGACUUCCUGGCCAAAGGCGGUAAGCACUCACGACCCUUCAUCGUGUUGGCCGUUCACGAUGCCCUCACUGGCGGCAACGCAACAUUAGCUGGCGGUGCCGAACAUUUGAGUGAACUUCCCGACGCCGCUCGUCGGGUGGCCUUGUCGAUUGAAACGUUCCAUAAAGCCUCGCUGGUACACGACGAUAUCGAGGAUGACGACGAUUAUCGUUACGGCGAUGAGACAGUGCAUCGCCGCUACGGUAUGUCGACGGCGAUCAACGUGGGCGACUACUUAAUCGGCCUAGGCUAUCGAGCCGUAAGUCGCGAAGCCGGCAGCCUGGGCCCCGAAGUGGCGACCGACAUUGUUGAUCGCCUGGCCGACGCUCACAUGAAGCUUUGUGAAGGUCAAGGUGCGGAACUCACCUGGCGCGAUGGCCGUGAUAAGCGGCUGAAGCCUUUAGACGCACUGAAGAUCUACGCCAUGAAAACGGCCCCCGCGUUCGAAGCCGCCCUGUAUGCAGGUGCCCGGCUGGCAGGCCCCGUCGAUGAGCUUCGCGAACCAAUCGCACGCUUCGCCCGCGAUCUUGGUGUUGCGUUCCAGAUUCUUAACGACCUGAAGGACUGGGACGAGAGUGAUCAGAACAAACUCAGCCACGGGGCAGACGUCUUAGGCGGCCGACCAACCGUGUUGUGGGCCCUCGCACUAGCUUCUUUGCACGAAGAAGAUUCGGCCAGGCUUUUCUCGCUGGUUGAAGGCACCAUGACUGAGAACGGCCAGAUUGAACUUUCAGAUGAGUCCCGCGUGCGUCGCAUUCGGGCCUUGUACGAUCGGGCCGGGGUGUUCGACAAGGCCGAGCAACUCGUCGAAAAGUAUCGGGCUCGCGCCGAGGCCGUGGCCGACGAACUCGAAGUGGACGAACUUCGCCGUCUGUUCUACUACCUGGUAGACACCGUGCUCGAACGUCCGACGAUCGAAGCCCCCGCCGUGGUGGUGCCCAGCUUGGACAUAGUCACGCUCGAACCCCUGGUACGGCUGUUCUAUGAUGACGACGCCGGGCUGGGGUCCUUCACCGAAGUGUCGCCCGAGGAGAUGCCCGAGGGUUAUCGCCAUCUGCUGGCCCACGAACAUCACAUGACGGUGACCGUCGAAAAGUUUCACGGCGGACCGGUCGACGUGCGGGUGUUGGAUAAAGUGGUGACCGAGGAACACUACGCUCGGAAAAUCCUGCUAGUCAACCAAAGCGAUGGAUUCGUCGUACAGUACGGCAUCAUGCGGGUUCACUUGGCAGAUUUGCCCCCACAGGCCCGCGAAGAAAUCGUCGGCGAGGGAACCCCGCUGGGCCGCAUCUUGAUCAACCACGACGUAUUGCGGAAAAUCCAUCUGCACCGUCUGUGGCGGGUUGAGAUCGGUAAAGAGCUGAAAGAUUUCUUCGGCGAUUCAUCCCCCACCACGUACGGCCGCACGGCCACCAUCGAGUGCAACGGCGAGCCGGCCAUCGAGCUUUUGGAGAUUGUCGCCCCACUUCCUGUCACGUAG
Messenger RNA from Cladocopium goreaui, 2250 nucleotides. The record is from the annotation of a GenBank genome assembly. NCBI's taxonomy places the organism in Eukaryota, Dinophyceae, Suessiales, Symbiodiniaceae.